AUGAAUUUUAAAUAUUUGGAGAAGGAUCAAAACCGCGCAUAUAUCGCUUUGAGUACAUUUGCUGAAAAUCAAACACUUACGAAUGCCAGUAGUAACAUCUUAGAAUUCAUUUUCAAGGUUAAAGCUUACAGCUCGUCCAUUGACCAACCAUACGAGAAAUAUAAAAAAAUGAAAAACAAUUCACAUGUUGAUUACGAAAGCUUUAUGGAAAUGUUCCGUAUUGACAAAAAAAAACGUAGUUGA
Molecule: messenger RNA, 243 nt
Organism: Clunio marinus
Lineage: Eukaryota; Metazoa; Arthropoda; Insecta; Diptera; Chironomidae
Source: the annotation of a GenBank genome assembly